This is a messenger RNA of Vavraia culicis subsp. floridensis, 1057 nucleotides long. RefSeq lists its product as uncharacterized. Bases 64 to 924 code for a protein of 286 amino acids. Gene Ontology annotation, biological process: regulation of DNA-templated transcription. The transcript has a single exon. Lineage: Eukaryota; Fungi; Microsporidia; Pleistophoridae. The record is from RefSeq and is a predicted model, not a curated record. Gene Ontology annotation, molecular function: histone acetyltransferase activity.
CUAUAUGAAACAUUUGGUAUAAAACCGUUCGUAUUUUAGUCAAAUAAAAAAUAUUUUAUCCUUAUGAAUCCCUGGCUCAAUAUAUCCGUAAUUAACGUUAAAUCCACAAAUAAUAAAGAGCUAUUCAUGUUACUGCAAAAAGUAAACAAUGAUAGUGACACUCUAAUAGUUCCUAUUGCUUCUCUUGUAAUCGAGCACGACAGCAAAAGUGGGCUAUUUAUUGAAUCAUUAGAUACGACAGGCUUGUUCGAGCCAAGGCAUCUUCAGACAUUCUAUGUACAAGCAUUCAUAGUGUUCGUGGUCAGCCUUUCUAAUCCAGAGUAUCUGGAGACGUUCAGUCACCCGAAGUCCGAAUUGGUGUUCCUGAAAAGCAGCCCAACCAAAAAAAUAUUGACACCAAAGAAACUGCUGAAAUAUUGGCAAAACGUCUUUCACAUGAUAUAUCCAAACGUUAUGGUUCAUUCAAAUUAUUAUAAAACUCCUGUUUUAUUCAAUAGCAUCGAUCAAUUUCAUUUUUUUGAUGACGAUCCGAAAUCUAAAACAGAAAAGGUAAAUAUUGAUGAUUUUCUAUUAAUUUUAUUGCAACGAAGGGAUUUUGUAAAAGGCGGCAUUAUUAUUACAGUGAGAAAUGCCUGCUUAACAGCACAGAAUAUGGUAAAUUACUUUGUUCCCAACAGAAAGAGAAUUUUGGAGUUAUCAACAUACUUUGGAGCAUUUUACACGAUUGAAAAUGAAAUUUAUGACUUUCUCUCAAGGAUAAGAAAAGAAGAUUAUUCUACUCCUGUUACUGCGAGUGAAAGCAUCAAAAAAAAUGUGGACAUAGAACAUUUACUGUGCGCAGAAAUUCCCCUACUCAGAGAAGAAGAACUCGAAAGAAUUCGUGAUGACCCGGUCGUUACAUUGCAACCAAGGAAGAAAAAGUAAUGAAUGUUUAAAUAAUAGUGCUUUGGAUCGUUUUUCAAGGAUAUUAAAGCAAAAUGUGCAUUCUUUUGUUCAGCCAUGUUACGCUGUCUAGAUUUUAUUCCUAAGAUAUCACAUCUGUAUCAUCUAGUCAGGU